GGUAACUUUCGUUUCAGUAACGACACUCAUUGGAAACUCUCUUGGGCUCGACGUAGCUGUGGUCGCAGAUAACUAAUGGCUCAUAAUAAAUCCAUGCACCCACGAAAUCGGUACAAAGAUAAACCUCCAGAUUUUGCAUACUUGUCUUCCAAGUAUCCAGAAUUUAAGCAGUACAUAACUGUGAGUUUGGCUGGAAAACCAAGUUUGAACUUCAAGGAUCCAGGAGCAGUGAGAGCAUUGACGUGCACCCUCUUAAAGGAAGAUUUUGGGCUCACCAUUGACAUACCUCUUGAACGGUUAAUUCCUACUGUUCCUCUGAGACUCAACUAUAUUCACUGGGUGGAAGAUUUGAUCAACUAUCAUGAUUCUGACAAGACUGUUCUGCGCAGGGGGAUCGACAUAGGUACAGGGGCAUCUUGCAUUUACCCCUUGCUUGGAGCUACAUUGAAUGGCUGGUAUUUCCUUGCUACGGAAGUGGAUGAUAUCUGCUUUAAUUAUGCUAAGAAAAAUGUGGAGCAAAAUAACUUGGCAGAUCUCAUUAAAGUGGUUAAAGUGCCACAGAAAACACUCCUAAUGGAUGCAUUAAAGGAAGAAUCCGAGAUUAUUUAUGAUUUUUGUAUGUGCAAUCCUCCAUUUUUUGCUAACCAGUUGGAAGCCAAGGGGGUGAACUCCCGAAAUCCUCAUCGUCCACCACCAAGCUCUGUGAACACUGGCGGCAUUACGGAGAUCAUGGCUGAAGGGGGAGAGUUAGAGUUUGUUAAGAGGAUCAUACAUGAUAGUCUUCAGCUUAAGAAAAGGUUACGGUGGUACAGUUGCAUGCUGGGUAAGAAGUGCAGUUUGGCACCUUUGAAGGAAGAGCUACGAAUUCACGGGGUCCCUAAAGUUGCCUAUACAGAAUUCUAUCAAGGGCGAACAAUGCGUUGGGCUCUGGCAUGGAGCUUUUAUGAUGAUGUUGUCAUUCCAAACCCUCCUAAAAAACGGAAGCUUGAGAAGCCACGUAAACCCAUGGUGUUCACAGUACUAAAUUCAACUGUACAAAUGCUGCAGGCUAAAUCUUCCAAAUGCACAGAGGUCAUAGGAAACGUUGGAGUGGUUUCUGAAUGGUUGAAGAAGAUCUUGACUGAACUGAAGGUUCAGCAUAAAUAUGUAACAUGUGGAGAUAAAGAAGAGAGCUUGUUCCUUACAACAAUAGAAAACUCCUGGGUUCACAUACGCAGAAAAAAAAGAGAGAGCACGAGGCAAUUGAGAGAAUUACCCAGAGCUCCUGAUGACUUAAUGAAGAUGGAGGCAAGCCCAGUCAAAAAAGAGGCUUUAAAAGAAGACUAUCAAAUAACAGAGGCAGCACCAAUUACAUGUAAAAUUGACUCUACAUCUUCAAACACCAGUUCCAUUGUACCAUUACCUUCAAAUUCUGAUAGCUUUACCCAUGUGGCUCCAUUCCUUACUAAUGAUCCUAAUCUGAAAUCGGAGGAAAAGGAACAAAUGACCACGAAACCAGGUGAAGCAUCACUUAGUGAACACCUUGUAGAGAAUGAGCAUGACUCAACCGAAGAAAUUAUUCAGUCUGCUGGCGAAAGCAUGCCAAAAACCCAAAGCAUUGGUAUUCCUUUUCUUUUUAAGUGUUUAUUGAACAUUAAAGAAGAGUCCAAUGAUGUACUGGUUGAGAUGCACUGGGUUGAAGGCCAGAACCGGGACUUGAUGAAUCAGCUCUGCACGUACCUGCGCAAUCAAAUCUGCAGGAUUUCAACUAGCUAGCCUACUUAGAAAUGAUCAAUAGUUAAUUAGAAGUUGGCUAUAUUUUUCACAAGUGUGUAAGUUGUU
Messenger RNA from Pelobates fuscus (common spadefoot toad), 1821 nucleotides. It is a transcript of the gene METTL16, whose product is annotated as methyltransferase 16, RNA N6-adenosine. The record is from RefSeq and is a predicted model, not a curated record. NCBI's taxonomy places the organism in Eukaryota, Metazoa, Chordata, Amphibia, Anura, Pelobatidae. Gene Ontology annotation, cellular component: nucleus. Gene Ontology annotation, biological process: rRNA base methylation. The transcript is spliced from 10 exons. Bases 76 to 1755 code for a protein of 559 amino acids. Gene Ontology annotation, molecular function: 23S rRNA (adenine(1618)-N(6))-methyltransferase activity.